CCCGUGGCCCCGCCCUCUGAGAGGCGUGGUCUUCGGCGCGCGGGAAGCCGCGGGUGGUGGCGGCUCCUUGCGGACCGCGUCCCUGCAGGGUCGCUGUUUAACUCUGCUAACGUUUCCAGCCUCCCUUUGCCCGGUGGGGACUUGGGAGGAUGAAAGUGAUCACGUGUGAAAUCGCCUGGCACAACAAGGAGCCAGUGUACAGCCUGGACUUCCAGCAUGGUGCCGCCUGGAGGAUCCACAGGCUGGCUUCCGCGGGCGUGGACACCGCCGUCAGGAUCUGGAAGGUGGAGAAGGGGCCAGACGGGAAAGCCAUUGUGGAAUUUCUCUCCAAUCUUGCUCGGCACACCAAAGCUGUUAAUGUCGUCCGUUUUUCUCCAACUGGGGAGAUCUUAGCGUCUGGAGGAGAUGACGCCGUCAUUCUGCUGUGGAAGAUGAAUGACAGCAAGGAGCCAGAGCAGACCGCCUUUCAGGAUGAGGAUGAGGCUCAGCUGAACAAGGAGCACUGGACUGUGGUAAAAACCCUGAGGGGCCACUUGGAAGAUGUGUAUGACAUCUGCUGGGCCUCUGACGGGAAUUUGAGCUCUGCUUCUGUGGACAACACAGUUAUCAUAUGGGAUGUCAGCAAAGGACAGAAGAUCUCCAUUUUCAACGAACAUAAAAGUUACGUACAAGGAGUCACCUGGGACCCUUUGGGUCAAUACGUUGCGACCCUGAGUUGUGACAGGGUGCUGCGAGUCUAUAGCACUCAGAAGAAGCGUGUGGCCUUCAACGUUUCAAAGAUGCUGUCUGGACUAGGGCCUGAAGGAGAGGCAAGAAGCUUCCGGAUGUUUCAUGACGACAGCAUGAAGUCAUUCUUCCGCAGACUCAGUUUCACUCCAGACGGAUCUUUGCUUCUCACUCCAGCUGGAUGUAUGGAAUCUGGUGAAAAUGUGACAAACACAACAUAUGUGUUCUCCAGAAAGCACCUGAAAAGGCCCAUCGCCCACCUUCCCUGCCCUGGGAAAGCGACUCUCGCUGUCCGCUGCUGUCCUGUCUACUUCGAACUGAGGCCAGUGGCGGAAACAGAGAAGGCGUCGGGGGAGCCCAGCCCCGAGCUGGUGAGCCUGCCCUACCGGAUGGUGUUUGCCGUGGCCUCCGAGGACUCCGUGCUGUUGUAUGACACUCAGCAGCCUUUCCCGUUUGGCUACGUGUCUAACAUCCAUUACCACACCCUGAGCGACAUUUCCUGGUCCAGUGAUGGGACCUUCCUGGCCAUUUCCUCCACGGAUGGUUAUUGCUCGUUUGUGACCUUCGAGAAGGGUGAACUUGGCGUACCUUUGAAGGAGAAGCCAGUUUUGAGCAUAAGAACUCCUGAUACAGCAAAGAAAACCAAGACCCAGACACACCAGGGAUCUUCACCGGGAUCCAGAUCGGUCGAAGGGACCCCCACUGGCAGAAUCCAGGACCCCAGCAGUCCCUGCACCACCCCCUCCCCCACCACACAGUCUCCAGCUCCAUCCGCCAUCAGGGACAGUCCCUCAGCCACGCCUGCUGGCAAAAGCUCCUUGCCGCGACCUUCUGAGGAGAAGACCCUGCAGCCCGCUAGUCAGAACACAAAAGCCCCGCAACCCCGGAGGGUCACACUGAACACGCUGCAGUCCUGGGGCAAGACAACUCCCCGGAGAAUAAACUUAACACCGUUAAAAGCAGAAGCUUCGCCCAAUCCACUGCCCGCCAGCGGAACUGCCCCCUCCUCCACAGAAGAGAUGGAGUCAGAGAUGCCUGGAGAGCCCCAGGACGAGCCUCCCGAAGUGAAAAGGCCCAGACUUCAGGAAGAUGAAGGAGGUGCCCAAACCCUGGGUCCUGAUGAGGCUCCCAAGUCUUCUUGAGGCCUGCCGGGCCCGGCACCCAUGUGCGCAGGAGGCCCAAGAGCUGAGGCUCGUUACGGUGAUAUCGGAGUGGAAUAAAUACCCAUGAAUUGAUUCCCGUAGA
Messenger RNA from Peromyscus leucopus (white-footed mouse), 1971 nucleotides. It is a transcript of the gene Chaf1b, whose product is annotated as chromatin assembly factor 1 subunit B. Gene Ontology annotation, cellular component: CAF-1 complex; nucleus. Gene Ontology annotation, biological process: nucleosome assembly; DNA replication-dependent chromatin assembly. Gene Ontology annotation, molecular function: protein binding. NCBI's taxonomy places the organism in Eukaryota, Metazoa, Chordata, Mammalia, Rodentia, Cricetidae. The record is from RefSeq and is a predicted model, not a curated record.